UAAUUGCCUCAGGCAUUCGAUUUGAACUUUAAAGUUCAAGCAGCAUGUCUCCCAGGGCGAUUCCCUUUAAUUUCUCUCACCGUACCGCGAUCCUUGGCUGCGUACUUUCUGGAGCGAUGCACAAUACGCGCCCGGAUGGAUCUGAUGGUGGAGAUCAGCCCGUUGUGCCUGUCAAAAAGUUUGAACCGGAUAUCUUCCCCGGUGGCCUGCGUCGCUUGGCCUGUGGUCCGGUUCACGGCGAAGAUCCUACGAUGAUCAAAGGUAUGGUUUGAAGCGACCAACGAUACUUGACGAUCCGGUCCUUGUACGCAUGUAUCAUCCUCGAGGGAUGUUUGAAGAGAAAAAAAAAAUUGUGGCGACAAUAUAUCAGUACCUUGUCUGACCAUUAUUGCGAUCUGACUGUUAACCCUGGC
This is a messenger RNA of Pyricularia oryzae 70-15, 413 nucleotides long. RefSeq lists its product as uncharacterized. NCBI's taxonomy places the organism in Eukaryota, Fungi, Ascomycota, Sordariomycetes, Magnaporthales, Pyriculariaceae. The transcript has 3 exons. The coding region runs from base 45 to 272 and encodes 75 amino acids. The record is from RefSeq and is a predicted model, not a curated record.